CCAUAUGCGCCCCCCCCCUUUGCAAAAUCCUGGACCCGCCCCUGCUGGUAUUUCAUGUACAAUACCAAAAAAGAAGCGAUUGCAAGAUAUCCCAAUAGGAGUACGCUGUGAGUAGCGACAUCGGACCACAAGAACGCACAAAACAUUCGUCGCUAAUGUGUAAGUGACUGACGACCAGGUUUACCACCUACUGGAGCAGCUUGAAAAAAGGCGACCUCAUACGUGUUGUACGUCAUAUUUCGUAGGAUUUUCGUAGGACUUGACGUAUCACAAAGGUCACUUAAAGUCCGUGGAAGACUGCAGUAGGACAGACAAACUUUUUGUGUCGGAACCAAGUUUUGACUCUGUGCUGAGUGAUAUUCUAGAAAACUACCGGUACAGCUUACAACAUGGAUUAUUUCUUCGUAACUUGCGUAUUCCCUGACCCUGUCGACCAUACGUCUGUCGCCGUCAUCUAUAUCCUCCAUGUUGCUCGCUGCUGCAUCUCUGCCAUAGGCAUGUUGGCAAACUUGCUCAUCUUGUUCAUGGUUACACGGUACCCCACCAUGAGGACCGCGUGCAACAUCUAUAUAGCUAACCUGGCAGCAACCGACUUCGCUUUCUGCCUCGUAGUCCUAAUCCAGUCCGUUUUUCCAAUCUUACAACCAUCGCACUACGAGCGAAGUUGCGAUGUCUCCCGCGUGAUCUUGAUCUUCCUGGCAUCAGCAAGCAUCCUCCUGUUGACAGUCAUAGCUGUGGAGCGGCACAGGGCGAUAACAAACCCGCUGGGUAGCCUUCAACAUGGAACGGUGAAACACGCGGGAAAGAUCUGUGCUGUGGUGUGGAUAGUGGCCGCCCUGCCUGCAGUUAUAGACACUAUCGCUAGGAACGUUAUUGCGAACGACUGGAAGUUUACAGGCGCUACUCUGCACUCUUCCUCGUGUAUCCUUCUGAAUCCUGCCCAUGGUUCCUUCUUUGUCAUGACACUCUUGUUCUUUUUAUUCAUCUAUGUUUUGCCCAGCUGUAUAAUAAUUCCACUGUACGUCCGCAUAUUAGUCAAAGUAAGGCAGUCUCGCCGUUUGGUGGUGAGGGAGACCAGGUCAGAUCACCAGGCGUUCCUCAUGUUGUUUGUUGUGACAGUCUUUUUUCUUGUCACCUGGCUUCCUUUACACGUCGUUUCUUUACUUAUUCAUAUUCAUCGGCUUGAAUAUGUUAACGAUGACAACUGGGUGAUUAUAAUCAACGUCUCAUUUUUCUUCGCCGUGUUCAACUCGGUGGCGAACCCGUUUCUCUACGCUCUACUCGGGAAAACUGACUUUCGCAAACAGCUAAAGAAAAUGUUUUGCUGUAAAAUGAACACGUACGAGGCUACUGAUAUCACGAUGCACACCAUAAGAACAAUAGACAUUGCUGAAGGACAGGCCCAGGCUACAGGCGGGACAAGGCAGACUCAGGCUACGUACGGGCGAGGCAGGAUAUGUCCACGAUACAGACGGGACAGGACAGGCCCAGGCUACAGGCGGGACAGGCGGAAUAGGAGAGGUCCAUGCUACAGGCCCAGGCUACAGGCGGGACAAGGCAGACUCAGGCUACGUACGGGCGAGGCAGGAUAUGUCCACGGUACAGACGGGACAGGACAGGCCCAGGCUACAGGCGGGACAGGCGGAAUAGGAGAGGUCCAUGCUACAGGUGGGACAGGACAGGCUCAGGCUAAAGGCGGGACAUCGACAGAAGAUGUCAUUGAUACAGACGGGACAGGACAGGUUCAGGCUACAGGCGAGACAGGACAGGCCAAGGCUACAGACGGGACAGGACAGACCCAAGCUACAGGUGGGACAGGACAGGCCCAGGCUUCAUGCGAGACAGGACAGGUAAAGGCUACAGGUGGCACAGAACAGGCCCAGGCGACAGGUCGAGCAGGACAGACCCAGGCUACAAGUGGGACAGGACAGGCCCAGGCUACAGAUGGGACAAGGCAGACCCAGGCUACAGACGAGACAGGAGAGGUCCAUGCUACAAACGGGACAGGACAGACCCAGGCUACAGGCGGGACAGGACAGACCCAGGCUACAGGCGGGACAAGGCAGACCCAGGCUACAGGAAGGACAGGAGAUGUCCAUGACACAGACGGGACAGGACAUGCCCAGGCUAUAGGCGGGACAGGACAGGCCCAGGCUACAGUCGAGACAUCAGCUGCCAAGGCUACGGGUGGUAUUGGGACAGGAUACACGUUUGCUAUAGAAGAGAAAGCGCACAGUUUAACCCUCAAGCACCCGACCUUUUUUGCGACUAAAAUGACCGAGUGGGGUUCAAACGGACCCCAAAAUGUUCUGUUCAUAAAAUCUUAAUUCCAAUUCCUAUCUUUGAUCAUUGUACAUGUUUUGCUUCGUCAAUGUAAGAGGAAUAUUAUGAGAUGUUAAGGUUUUGCUAAUUCCAGCUUAUCAUCAUAAUUUAUGCAAAAAAUCAGAAGGACCAGUUUUGCACUAAACCUAUCCUGACCAGUGAGGGGAAUUUUGAGGCCCUCAGCAACUUUUUUGGCGCAUAACUCAUG
Messenger RNA from Branchiostoma floridae (Florida lancelet), 2530 nucleotides. RefSeq lists its product as uncharacterized. The coding region runs from base 390 to 2327 and encodes 645 amino acids. Gene Ontology annotation, molecular function: G protein-coupled receptor activity; neuropeptide binding. The record is from RefSeq and is a predicted model, not a curated record. The transcript has 2 exons. Gene Ontology annotation, biological process: neuropeptide signaling pathway. Gene Ontology annotation, cellular component: neuron projection; membrane. Lineage: Eukaryota; Metazoa; Chordata; Leptocardii; Amphioxiformes; Branchiostomatidae.